GACCGACUCUUGCUUCGGCCCAUCCUUCAGGAGACUCGGCCCAGAGCCUCGUUGAGCCGGCAGAUGGUUGGUGCGGCUCCCGCCCGGAGCCUGAAGGGCGACACCCGCCGGCGUCGCACAUUCAGCUACACACCCUGGGCCCUUGUCUCCUUGCAAAAGGAGAGCUUCGACAGCCUCGAUGCCGACGAAGGAAAGAAGCAGAUCAGCUGCGCCUAUGAGUAUGGAGUGCCGGUGGCUUCCUCAGCGCAAUACAGCUCCGACGGGCCCUACUCGGGAGAUGUUUGGACGGUGGAGGACAUCGCGAAGAAAUGGGGAAACGUCUCCACUCGCCCCUGCUGGAUUCGCGUGCGCGGCGAAGCCGGAGAACGUCUCGCAAGUUGCGCCGUGGCCCUCGAAAAACCUGGAGCCCUGAAGGACAAAGCAGAGGGAAGCCUCUCAACUGCCUGGAGCUUUCUGUGGAUCGCGCUGGGCCUGGCAGUGUUUUGCACCGGUCUUCUCGGAGUUGAAGUCGUCUUCAUUAUUAACACUCUCCAAGAAAGCAGACGCCCAGAGGGAGGAGCUCAACAAGAGGGCCUCGUGAACAAUAUGGGUAAUUAG
Messenger RNA from Symbiodinium necroappetens, 597 nucleotides. NCBI's taxonomy places the organism in Eukaryota, Dinophyceae, Suessiales, Symbiodiniaceae. The record is from the annotation of a GenBank genome assembly.